AUGGCCAACCACUUACAGAACAAACAGUUAGGCACAGAGUUCUCAAUCCAGUUGGCCAAGGUUUAUAAUGCCAUUUCGGUCAAAACGCAGGACGAAUAUGAUCAGAAACUAACACAGAUCGCUUCGGAAGACAGUGAUUUAGGUGGGUUAUGUUUUAAAAUAUUAAAAUUUUAAACAGAAGUUUUCUUACAGAAGUUCAGUAAGAAGCGAUAAAUUAGGGCGCAGGUAUAAGCAGAGUUUCCAACGGUCCGUGGAGCCGCCACGAGUAUUUAUAAAAAAAAGUGAAGCCGGCACGAGUACAGUAGAACCUCCGUUUAAGGAACUUUUAUAUAACAAAACCUUCGUAUAACGAACAACUUUUGAAUCCACGCUAUCAUUACACAGUGCAUUUUCAACCCCUCUAUAACGAAACCUCUACAUAACAAACAAAUUUUAAUUUCCCUAGCGAUUCAUUAUACAGAGAUUCCACUGUUUUGUAAAUUUGGGAGCUCUGGGUAUGAAAAAUGAGUAUUUUGUGGUGCUUAAAGCUAGGCCUACUGUUAGGCAUUUUACCUUUAUAUAAUGUAUUAGGGAACCAAUUGUAAACGCAGACCUACUAGAAAUAACUUUGAAUUUUGUAAUACAAAUAUAAAAGUAAAAACACAUAAAAUGAGUCAUAAUGAAUGUCAAGUUGUGUAUAAUAAUUUUUAAAUUGAUUAUACAUCUACAAACAUUAAAUUUACUUUUUUAAAUAUUAUUUUUUGAAAAAUAAUUUUAACACAAUCUUUAUAUGAAAUUAAAAGUAAAAUACGAUAUAUGCUGUUGCUGGUAGAAAAAAAUACAUUUGAGCUCUAAUAUAACAAAUUGCGCAAGAAUUUUAAAAUUUUUGUCUUGGAACAGGUUUGUUACAUAUACACUAGUUCCUCUGUGUAAAAAAUUGUAAAAUACGGCUGAAAAUAUAAUUGUGAAUUAAAUUAUUUAAAAAAUGCAUAAAAAUAUAUUUUUGAUACCUUAAUUUUAGGAGAAGUAGUAAAAGAAUUGGCAGAAGCCUGGAAUGAAUGGGAAGCGUUCUUGGAGUCAGUAGAUGAUGCGAUACAAAAAGUGGCUGGACCUCAUAGUCCGCGAUCAGUCGAUAGUAAGUUGACAUCUACAAGUUUACUGAUGGCUAUACUCACAUCUAGGUGCUAGGCCAUUUUUAAAUUAAAAAAGGGUCAAAUACCAAUAGUACCGUCCAUACUGUUACUAUAUCAAACCUAUAUCAAUACCUAUACCAAGACCUAUAUCAAUACCUAUACCAAGACCUAUAUCAAUACCUAUACAACCCCAUUUCAGACAUAAAACUAGGCAGUAAAGACAAAGCCAAAGGCCAAGGCACCCUACUAUCGUACGUCCAGAACAGUCCCUACAGUAUGAUGUUCAUCGAAGUGGUUUACUCGUUUAGUUCACCACACUGUGCUGAACAUGUACUCAAGAUGUACGAAAAGCUACCAGAGUUUCAAGCCCUCGACUGUGACAUUCUUUUACUUACGAAAUCAAGUGGCAGAGGUCAGUGAAAUUCUAUACCUAUUAACUAUGCGUAAACAUACGAACAUACUGGGUCAUACGAAACAUGUAAUAGGGUUGAGACUUAGCUGAGGUCUUUAAUUUUUACAAUGUAUAUAAAAGUUACAGUACUUUUUGGCUAAAAAUACAAAAUUUUGUCUAAAAGUAUAGCAAAAAACAGCUGGUUAGUAACUUACAUUGCUCUUUUCGUAACAUACGACAUUUUCGAAUGUGCGACAGAUAAGAUAACGUCGGUUGUAAACUGCCAUUAUUAAUUUACCUUGAGAAUUGGGUGGUCUAAAACAGUUUUAAAGCUAGAGAAGCUUACUUACAGUCAAAAAAGGGUUAAUAUACUAAUAUAAUACAGUCUAAAAAAGGCAAAAGUAUGUUUAUGAUAAAGGUAAUGUGACAUAGCGCUAAGGCUAGGGAUACGGCCAAAGUUAAGAUUAAAGCUAUAGACAGGCUCAAGUUCCAGCCAAUGCUAAGGAAAGCUAAUGACUAACAUCAAAUCUAGAUCAAAAGCUACGUCCACCCUUCCCAUCGCCCGGGCCUGCCCAUGACACAAGUUAUACCUACCAUAAAACGAAUGCCAAAACCUUAAAAGUGCAAAUUAAUAUAAAACUGAUAAGCUGUUAAUAAGUGUGACACACUUAAUCUAAUUUUAGUUUUUAAACUAGUUUCAAAAAAUUUUUAAAAAACUGAAACUAUGUAAAGUCGGGUAGUUUAGUAUCACUGAUAACAACCUGUGAUAAGUUUACUAGUGAUAACAUUAUUUGAUAAAUUAAAACUUUAAGCUCUCAAAUAAACGAAUCUGGUUUUUCUUCAUUUCAAAUUUACGCAAUUUGGUUGCGCAAUUUUGAAAUUUAAAUAUCUUUUGAGCUGAAUUAGUAGUGGCAAGAUGUAGGUGAAGAGGUAAAGGGGUGAAAAUGUGGAUUUGAGUGAAAUAGGUAAGAUAUAAAAGCAUAGUGUAGGCUUUAUAAAAGUUAUAUUACUUUCUCUUUCAAUCAAAAAAUAUUUUUUUUUAUAAAUUGGCAAGUUUUAGGUAAAAAAACCAACUGCUGAGGCUAAGACUAUAUCUAAUAAUUGAAUAAAAAAACUUUCUAAAUAAAAAAUAAAUUUUAAUUUGAACGCCAAGUUAUUAAAAAGAAUAGUCAUCAUUUUUAGUUAAGGUAACAUUAUCCCAGUUCUAAAUUUGAUCCUUUACGUCUGUAAAAAGUUGUCAAAAGUACGGGCAAACUUGUCAUAACACACUUUUUUGUUAUAGCAAUAAGAAAAUAUAGUUUUGCAAUAAACUAACAAGGUACAAUCUAAAAAAUGUAAAAUACGAUGUCAAAAAACAUGGAUAAAAUAACCGAGUAGGGUCCAAUAUUUCUGCCUGGUCCACGGACCGUGCCUUGGUUUUGGGGCCCGGCUUUCAAGCUCACCUGAGUCAACUUGGCCCAACAACCUUAAAAUUUGUUUCGGUCGAGCGUGGACCUAGUAUAUUCUUGUUUAGGUCUAUUUCCACUAUAUAUUUACAUUUUUCAGAAGGCGGAGGUUUUCUAAAACUGGUCGGAGUGCCAUUUCGACUAUUAUUAGACGAAGAGCAGAGUUUGGCUAGAAUCAUACAGCACCGUCAGUCUGCCAUCUCAAUAUCUGGUAAAAAGGCGAUUCAUUUGGUAUGUUUUUUAUGUAAAAUACGAAAAAAAAACUCUCGAGCCUUCCAAAACGUAAAGUCCAAUGUUUCUCUCAAAACUUUUUGACUAACUAACCUAUAAAUACCCUUUAGAUAUAUGUAAUAGCAACUUUAGUAGACUACAAGUUAAAAAUCCAAUUUGAAGAUUAAUUACUGUGCUUUUAAAUGCACUUUUAGUUGCAAUUUAAGCAUGUUUUUAAACAUUUUAUACGAUAGACGUUCAUCAAAAAGUAAUUGAGUUGCUAAUAGGUAGCUAGUUCUAUAUAAUCAAGAAUAAAACUUUUAACUGUUUCUUCUCAAAUUAGCUGAUAAAACUUUUUUAUAAUGAAAAAAAAAGAUUUUAAGGUUAGGACAAAGGCUUAACUCAAGUCUAACGGCUAAAGCCAACGGUGAAGCUAAAGCAAUAGUUUGAGCUAGGGCUAGAAAUAAGUUCAACAACGUUUAUGAAAAGUUUUAAAUUUAAAAACUGAAUUCAAAAAAAUCUCUACCCUUCCCUACCCUACCCUAUCUUUCCCUACCCUAUCCUACCUUACCUUAACUUGUAAUAACAUCAAAUUUAUUAUUCUUUGAGACAAUAAAACGAACUUUCGAGUAAAUUACUUUUCAACGUAUUACAGUGUAAUUUUUUGGAUUUAUGAGCGAAUCAAGCAGUCUUUAUUACUUUUUUACUGAAGUUUUAAAAAGUAAUGUAGUUGACUUUUUGUACUUUGAUUACAAUUCUUUUUUUACUUAUUUUGACUUUCUGAAAUUCAAACAACUAUUUUAACGUGCACUGUGCAGUUUAGUAAAACUUCAAAAAAAAAAUAAAAAUUUUUUUUAAUGCCAUUCUUAAAUAUAUAUAAAGUAAUAUAUAAGAUAGCCAGAUAACAAUCCCUGCAAAACCUCAAAAUCGUAUAGUAACUCUACUAUAACAUAACUCAUAUACGUUUCGUAUGACAUAACCAAAGUAAUAAAACUCUCGAGCUUUUCGUUUUUUGCCAUGUUUUCCAACCCGCCGGGCAUUAAUUUAUCAUAAAACAUGGUUCAAUUGGUCACUUUAAUUGUUUUAAACUUUCAAAGUGCACUUUUAUUAGUAUCAAGUCAUACGUAACGUAUAUGUGGACAUAGCAUGUGAUGUUUGGCUCGGAAACUGAAUUUUAAAUUUUUGGGGCAAAAACUAAUUUGAAAAAAAACUUAAAAUUAUCAUAAAAUGGUUUUUUUAUAAAAAUUAUUAAAAUUGCUUGCCCAGAGCCUUAGCCAUAACCCAUAGCCUUACCCUAGCCCAGAGCCUUAUACCAGAGCCUUAGCCCAGAACUCUGACUUUUACUUUAACCCUAGCCUAAGCUCUAUUUCUAGCCUAAAUUCUAGGCCUAGCUCAAGUUUUAUUUUUAGUUUUAGCGCUUUUUCCUCAACCUCUAACCUUGUCCUACCCUUAUCUAAAAGGUUGCACAGUGCAGUUAUUAAAAUUCAAAAAAUCGCAACGUCUGAACAGUCGGACUACUUUUACUAAAGUUUUCAAAAAAGCCAUUUUACAAAGUUUUCUUUACAAUCCAAAAUUUUAAAUUUUUUAUUAUUAAUUGUCGAAACGGUCAUUUUAUUGUUAAAAAUUGCACGGUGCAAAUGGAAAAGCAGACAAAAGCUUACUUUUCAAUUUUUAAAAACAAAAAAAAAUCAAAAAAAAAUCGAAAUAUAUUUUUAAAAAUCUAAAAUUAACAUCUAAACAAAUAAAUUUUAAAAAAUUAAUAAUUUAUAAAUACAAAAGUUAAAACUGUAGCUCAAAAGUCUACAAUAACAUCAAUGGUUUAAAAAAAUAAAUAAAACGCAGUAAACGGGUGUUUGUUGUAAUGCCGGAAAAGAGUUUGAUUUGCUUAAGAAACCAGUUUUCGAAUUGUGACGCAAUCCAAAAAGUUCUCGGAAUGACCGCAGGAUGCGCCCGAAUUCAUUGCACCGUGCAGAUUAUGAUUGUCCGACAAAUUUUGAAAAUAAAAAUAAAAUUUUUCGAAAAUUUAAAUUUUUAUAAACAUACGAGCUUUGAAGACGACUUUUUUAAAAUUUUUACAUUUUUUUCUAUUAUAAAAUGGCACAAACAUUUUUUUUAAUUCUGCACCUUGCAGAGUUUGAUAGUCCAAAAAAUUUAAAAAAAAUUUUUUUUGAAAUUUAUAUUUUUUAUGAAGGGUAGGGCUGUGGAAACGACGUUUUGGAUUUAUUUCACUUUUUUCUCUAUUAUAAAAUGGCAGAACACAUUUUUUUCGAUUCUGCACCGUGCAGAUUUUUUUAAUAGCAGAGAAAUUGUUUUUAGUGUUGCACUGUGCAGUGAUUAAAAUUCAAAAAAUCGCACUGUGCAAAAAGUAAAAAAAAAUUAAAUCCCAGCUUUGUAAAGCUUACGUAACGCCACUAACCGUGAAAAAAAUCCAGUUUUGGUCAAAAAAGUAUAGAAUAUUAAAGUGAAGUGAAAGUAACAUAUCACGUUUAUAUGACAGAAAUACGAUGGUAAAGGCACUCAAGUUAUAAUACUCUUAAACGACAAUAGUCAAAAGGCUUCAAGUGAAAAAUCAAAAUUUGUUUAGGCUUCUUUUUUAAGUUGCGAUUUGUUUAAAUUUCAACAAGGUGAUCAUUGAAUAGGAGUUGAAAGGUUGAUUUUUAGUGGUAAAAACGUUGCAUAUAUGUAGGUAAUACUAAACAAUAAAUCAGGACUAAAACAAUAAAAGUUUUUAAAAUACGUUGCUAAAAGUGUGGUCUAAACAUCUUGAACAUAUAAUAAAUUAAGGUGCUCAAAUAACUGUGGCUCUCUAGCACAUUUCCAAGGUUAACAGGCACAUAAUUAUUUGAACAACUUAGUAGUAGCCAAAGGCACGAUUAUAAAUGAUAAAAAAAAUUGUUAAAGUUAAUAUUAUUAAUCUAUUCAUCAGUUCUGUGAGGGGGACAAAAACAAGGAAGAGGUAGAUGAGACGAAGCGGUUUGAUGUUAAGGUAGGGGCUCAAAAAUACUGAACAGGUAGCUAGCUACAUUUUUUUUUCAAUUUUGUUUCAAUUUUUUUUGGAUAUUUACAAGGGAAUAGGGUAAAUUGACAAAUCAUUAGAAGGUGAGGGCGGAUUUGAAAAAAAGUUUUUUAUGUUGUAAAAGCGAUAUUGCAGUACUGCAACGUCAUUAUUAAAAAAGCCUUUUGAUAACAAUCAUGGACGGGCAGGUGGUUUUUACCUGGGUGUGGGAGAGGGUAAAAAACGGCCUUUAUUAAAAUUUUUUUAAAUUUAAAAAAAAAUUAACAAAGUGGACUAGACCCUAAAGAAAGCUCAAUAGGCUCGUAUAACAAGCCAAAAAAAAUGACCCUGACUUUUUAAAGGCCUGGGGUAGAACAAAUUUUGGCUUUUUUAAAAAAAAAUCUCUGUCUUACCCUACCUUACCUUACCUUAGCCCUUUGUGCCCUGCCUUCAUCUACUCUACCCUAGCCUUCCCUACCCUGCUUUCUCCUACCCUCACCUUUCCUCUACCGCCUCCUCCUUGGCCUUCUGUCUAUAAAGCCAAUCAUCACUACUAUUAAAACUUUGAUUUUACUGUAUUUUUUAAACAGUGACCCCUAUCUUUCGAAACUACCGUACCUUUCCUUUCCGUCCUUGCCCCAUUACCACAUAAUCAAGUUUUACAAAAAGCGGAUUAACAAACUCAUCCAUUACGAAUACAUUACCUUACAACGCAAAAAGAGGGAAAAGUUAUUGAAUCCGGUUCCAGUUUUUUUUUGUUUUUCUCGCGGCUCUUGAACUACUGCCUCCGCUACCAACCUCUACAUUGUAAUAACACUGGGUGUUCAAACAACACAGACAAUGUGCUACAGCAUUAGCCAAGCCUUUUUUGUUUAGGCUUAAUUAGGUUCUUAUUUAGGCUUGAGUUUUAAAAAAACAUUGAGUUUCGAAAACUUUUAAUGUUACAGUAACUUUACAGUAAGACUAAUACAACUUACAGUAAGACUAAUACAACCUUUUCAGCUAGCCGAGAUAUCAUCCGAUGACAAACUAAAAGUUGGAAAUGAAGAUUGUGGUGAAUUUGGCCAACAAGGUGUUGUAAUACUGCUUGAUACUGAUGGUAAUGUACUCUAUCAUAAAGCAUGUGAUCAAGAAACUGACUGGCCUAAAGUCGAUGAGUUACUGGACUCGGUAAGGGCAUAAGUAUAUGUAUAAGUAGACCAGUAUAUCUAUAUGUAUCUGCUUACCAGAUACAUAACUGAACACAAACCCAGAACAAUAUCAUCUAAUUUUAUGACAAAACUUUAUUUCCAGUCGAUUACAACAAAAAAUCGCUUUUUACAACUCUAUUAAUGACUUACUCCGACUUUUACGUUGUAAAGUUUACUUUGUAGCAAAAACAAUGUGAAUUCAAUUGCCUUUUUCAGGUGAAGAAGAAAAACCCAAAUCCGAAGCCGGCUUCAACGCCGGCCCAAAAGUCGGCGGACGAAGGAAAAAAGCCGGAAAAAGAAACGGUCGAUAAUAAUGUGCCUGUAGGCAAGAAAAAGUGUUGUGUCAUUCUAUAA
Messenger RNA from Bursaphelenchus okinawaensis, 7697 nucleotides. The record is from the annotation of a GenBank genome assembly. Lineage: Eukaryota; Metazoa; Nematoda; Chromadorea; Rhabditida; Aphelenchoididae.